AUGUGUAAACUUAAUGGAAACAAGUUUCUUUCAUUGCUUAAUGCAUUGAACAAUACAUCUCUUACCAACCCUCUGCCCGUGUCCUAUGCUGUCCCUCACUCUCUGUACCAGGCUCCGGCUCUCGAGUACACGAAGCCUCUGUCUUAUGGCCCAUAUGCCAAGACUGUGAUCGCUGCUGAGCCAACCUACGCCAAGACUGUGAUCGCUGCUGAGCCAACCUACGCCAAGACUGUGAUCGCUGCUGAGCCAGCCUAUGCCAAGACCAUCGUGUCGGAGCCCAUCUACACCAAGAACGUGUUCGCUGAGCCGAUGUACGGCAAGAGCAUUCUCGCUCAGCCAGCUCCGAUCUACGGUGGAAAGGUCCUGUCUUAUGGCCCACAGCUCGCCUACGGAGGCUAUGGUGCCCAUGGCUGGUAAAUGUUUUGACUGUGAUAAUGUACCGGCUGAAUGCGUGCUAAGUGAUAUAUGUGAUAUGUGUAAGAAUAAACGUGUAUUUAUGUAACCUUAUGCAUGGUUCUGGAUUCGUUUCGUUCUAAAC
Anopheles merus is the source of this 538-nucleotide messenger RNA. RefSeq lists its product as uncharacterized. The coding region runs from base 1 to 417 and encodes 138 amino acids. The transcript has 3 exons. NCBI's taxonomy places the organism in Eukaryota, Metazoa, Arthropoda, Insecta, Diptera, Culicidae. The record is from RefSeq and is a predicted model, not a curated record.